Molecule: messenger RNA, 366 nt
Organism: Recurvomyces mirabilis
Lineage: Eukaryota; Fungi; Ascomycota; Dothideomycetes; Mycosphaerellales; Teratosphaeriaceae
Gene: HRT1
Product: RING-box protein hrt1
Exons: 3
Coding region: 1-366 (121 amino acids)
Biological process (GO): ubiquitin-dependent protein catabolic process; protein ubiquitination
Cellular component (GO): cullin-RING ubiquitin ligase complex; nucleus
Molecular function (GO): ubiquitin protein ligase activity; zinc ion binding; cullin family protein binding
Source: RefSeq, a predicted model, not a curated record
AUGGCGGACGUGGAGAUGACUGAUGCCUCGGCUUCGGCUGUGGCGCCCAAGGUAAAGAGCAAGAGUGGACCGAGUGGUGGUGAUGUGGAUGGGAAGAAGAAGUUUGAGGUGAAGAAGUGGAAUGCCGUCGCACUAUGGGCUUGGGACAUCGUCGUCGACAACUGUGCCAUCUGUCGCAACCACAUCAUGGAUCUUUGCAUCGACUGCCAGGCCAACCAGGCUUCCGCUACCAGCGAGGAGUGCACGGUCGCCUGGGGUAUCUGCAAUCACGCCUUCCACUUCCACUGCAUCUCGCGUUGGCUCAAGACCCGUCAAGUCUGUCCGCUCGACAACAGGGACUGGGAGUUCCAGAAGUAUGGUCGUUAA